This is a messenger RNA of Exophiala viscosa, 1329 nucleotides long. RefSeq names its product salicylate hydroxylase. Lineage: Eukaryota; Fungi; Ascomycota; Eurotiomycetes; Chaetothyriales; Herpotrichiellaceae. Gene Ontology annotation, molecular function: FAD binding; monooxygenase activity. Bases 1 to 1329 code for a protein of 442 amino acids. The record is from RefSeq and is a predicted model, not a curated record. The transcript is spliced from 2 exons.
AUGAAAAGCCUCAACGUUCUCAUCGUUGGCGCUGGCAUAGGCGGUCUCCAGACUGCUUUAGCCCUUGCCGCGGACGGCCACCGAGUCACCAUCUUCGAAUCCGUCAAGGAAUUCCUCGAAGUAGGUGCAGGAAUCCGAGUGCCGCCGAACUCCUCGCGGCUCAGUCUAUCAUGGGGCGUGGACUUUGAUUCGAUCAAAAAGCAAGUCUCAUUGGGCAAUCGAUUCGUCGACUGGAAAGAUAAAAUCCUUCUGGACAUACCGUUCUCUGACGUCGAAAGUCGAUAUGGCGCCCCGUACUACUUCAUCCACCGCGCAGACUUGAUCAAUGCUCUGGUCGAGGCGGCGAACAAACGCGAGAAUAUCACACUACGAAUGAACGCCAAAGUUGUCGAGUAUGACUACGAAAAGCCAGCGUUGAAGACGGCAGACGAGCAAUGGCACCAUGGCGACCUGAUCAUUUGUGCGGACGGUAUCAAAUCAGCUGUUCGAAACGAGAUCAAUGGAUCACCAGUCGACCCCGUGGACACAGGAGACGUCGCAUAUCGUAUUCUCGUCCCUGCUGGGCCAUUGCUCGAGGACCCUCAAACACGACAUCUCGUCACGGAGCCAUGGGCAGUGCACUGGAUAGGCCCCGAAGGACACGCCGUAGGAUAUCCUCUACGCGACGGCGAACUCUAUAACAUCAUCAUCGACGUGACGCAUGCCACAGACUUCGGUGCCCCAGUCGAAGAAGGCGAAUGGAAGUCCCAGGCCGACAACUCAGAGCUUGUACGUCGUUUUGCGGACUGGUGCUAUCCGGUGCGCAAACUGUGCGGGUUGACAGGACAAUAUCUGAAAUGGAAACUAGCCGACUUUGACCAACUCCAGCGCUGGGUCCAUCCGAGCGGAAAAGUAGCCUUGCUCGGCGACUGUUCUCAUCCGAUGAUGCCAUACCUUGCCCAAGGUGCAGCGCAGGCUACCGAAGAUGCGGCUACGCUGCAAGCUGCUCUUGCGUACUUCGAUACUCUUCCCGAAGCACUUGAUGCGUUCCAACGGCAGCGGAUACCGAGAGCUGCAUAUGUCGCGCGAAACACUCGCGUCAUUCAAGAGUGGCUGCAUCUUUACGACGGUCCGGAGCGAGAUCAUCGGGAUGAACUGAUGAGGCAUGAUAACUCGCAGAACCCGAUCUUUUGGGCAGAUACGCGGCGGAAGGAUUGGUUGUUCGGACAUGAUGCGCGCAAAUUGCUUGACGAAGACGGGAUGGAAAUACCGGAGUUGCCGCCAGAUCCGGUAGCUGCGAGAAAGGCUAGGAUGGCUGGAGUGGACGUUCAAAAUGGAAGUGCUGGCUGA